Cladocopium goreaui is the source of this 1232-nucleotide messenger RNA. NCBI's taxonomy places the organism in Eukaryota, Dinophyceae, Suessiales, Symbiodiniaceae. The record is from the annotation of a GenBank genome assembly.
GGUCGGAAUAGCAAAGAAAAAAAGAGGAUCAGAGCAUCCAUGCACUCCUCCUAUGUGGAAAAACGACAAGAUGUCUUGGUGAAACAGAUUCAAAAAGCAUCAGAACAUGCUCAAAGUUGCUGGGACACAGCUGUUCAAAAUGGCUUGUUCCAUGUUCCUGCCAGAUGUGAAAAAUGCAAGCGUGGACGAUAUAGCAAAAAAUUGGAAAUGGUCAAAGCAAAGAACCAAGGCGUAGCUCAUGUCUCUGCGAAGUUUUUCAAGUACGCCCACUAUGUUCUGCGCUGUGACAACUGGACCUGUCGGCAUCGGCUCAAUGCAGUUCGCACAGCACCUUGGCCAGAGAAGUGUUGCCACACUUUGACCUUGGAGCAAGUUGCUGAAAUCAUUUGCAUGUGGCUUCAAGCGAAGCAAUCUCCUCCAUCACCUCGGACAGUUGCUGACCGCGUCAGUUGCAGCCGCUGGGCGGCCCAGUCGUUGCUGGAUUUCAUUACGAUGAAAACUGCUGCAGUGGCGGAAGACAUGUCUGCUGGCAAACAAGUGAUUUCCCGUCGCUUGCGUCCUGCAGAAGUUUAUGAAAUUGACGGCGCUGGAAUCGGAAAACUUUUCGUCAGCGCUCGCUCUGAACACUGGAAGCGACAAAUCGAACUCUGGAAUCGACUGCAUCCACGCUCUGCAACUCCGAAGUAUUUCCAAGGACAUGUGCGUCUUCUUGGUGUGACAUGUCGCACAACUGGGUGGCUUCUGCUGAAACCUCUCCCAGUGAAAUUGGUCCCACCGAAAGCUCGACCUCCGCAAGAAUCCAGGCAAGAAGUGGCCCAGGCCAACUUGUUGAAGUUGGUGCCAAAGGGAUCCGUGGUAUGUGCAGAUGGUGCUCGUGGAUUUCCAGCCAGUUGCAAAAAAGACUUUGGGAACAAAAAGUUCAGAGUGGCCCAGGUGAACCACCAAAAGAAUAUCUUCACGAAGCGGUACACCUUCAGAAAUCUUUGGGGAAAAGCCUACAGAAGGAUCAUUGCCGGAACCCAACAACUGGAUUCGACUUGGCGUCACUUGAAAAAGUGGCGACCUCAGAGCCUUCAACAGAAAUUGCAGUCAGGAGUGAAUCCAAUGAGGUUCAAAUGGGCGUACUCCUAUAUGUGGAGACACAACGCCAAGUGUGAAAACAUGCUGAAUUUAAAGACUUUGAGCGACACCUUGUGGCGUUGAGUGAAAAAGAUGCUCUCCGCAAGUUGUUC